Molecule: messenger RNA, 29655 nt
Organism: Coregonus sp. 'balchen'
Lineage: Eukaryota; Metazoa; Chordata; Actinopteri; Salmoniformes; Salmonidae
Source: the annotation of a GenBank genome assembly
GGACAAACUCAGAGUUUGAAAAUGAAUGAUGUGUUAGAGACUGACGCCAGCAUAUUUUGUGUCUAGCGGCUGACAGAAUACAACGCGUGUUUACGCAGACCAUAGCAGUCCAGAGAACCGGCAACCAGAACUGAAACAAGAGAUCAGAAGUUUGCUUACUAGGAUGCACUGUAAGUCCUUCUACAUGAUUUAGAAUUAGAUGUACAGCCCAUUCACUUGGGUAGCCUAAAUCUCACAGGCAACCGCUUACGUCAGUUGAUACGUAUGAUCUUUAUAUCAAUAAUCUUCUGGCUUUGGCUUUUGGGAAGGCAUUUCUCUAGCAUCACUGGGCUCUUUUUAAAGGUGUGGCAUUUCCUUUAGGAUGUGACCUGAUGGUUCCUUUGUACCAUCAGUAUUUACAUUUGAGUCCCUCUGUCUGUGUUCUUCGUUUUAAAUUUGAACCAUGUCCUUAAGGUUUAGUUCUUACAUUAACAGUACGUUAUUGAAUUCAAAACAACUCAUGUACUACUGCUAUGAAGGCUGAUAUGUGGUACUGGUUCAUCCACCUCACUAGCCCAUGUGGUUAGCAGGUAUGUGUGCUGGCUGGGAUGCAGCAUCCAGCCCUCCAUGUAGAGCUAAUAGGACAGGGUAGGGUGAGGCAGAAAGAAUUACUGGGACUCCUUGCCAGGCUGCUGCUGCCAGAAACAGCAGUUGGGUGGAUGGAUUGAUGGGAACUUGAUUCACCCCCAGUGUUUGAGCAGCCUUAGAAACAGGUCCAGGCAGAAGGGUGAGAUGGCCAUCUGGGAGAGGCAGGCAGAGCGAGAGAUGGGAAGGAGAGGGAUUUGAUAAAUGUAGCAAGUGCUUUCUUUGCAUCUGAAAUUCUCUAAAAUGUUGGGUAUUUAAAUGCUGUGUGGGUGGAGAGAGGGCUUGGUUUUUGUGUGUGGGGAGACCCUGCUUGGUUUUGGAGACGCCCAGUUUUGGGGAGGAUUUGUUUCAGUUGUAGUUAAUGCUGGUGUCUGAGAAUAUAUUUAAUGUGACUUUUUCAAGAAAAGCCUCUACUCAAAUUAGCCAAACAGUCUAUGGUUGCAAUCAGUUUUUGAAUGGACAUCAUUUGGCAGUUAUGUGUACUGGACAUACUGUUUGGGACCUAAUCCUCUCUUAAUUGAGUGGAACGAGGCAGUCAUUUGCUAUUGUGAUGAAACUGUGCGCAAUGAAGUGCUGCACGAUAUGGGCAAAAAUCUAAUUGCUAUAAAAAAAAAAAUAUUACAAAUAUUGCGAUUUGAUAUGCAAUAUGGAUCAAAACACUUGGGUGAACUGUUGGAAUCAUAGAAAUACAAUGAUUUAUAUUAAGAAGCAAAGCCCCAAGAGGAGAGAAUCAAGUAAACAAUAAAAACGGAUGCUGCGCCUCAUAUUGCAUGCGAUAAUGAUCUCUCGCGAUAUGGAUAUUGCACAUGUCAAUAUUCCAAUGCGAUUUUGAUUAAUUCUGCAGCCCUAGCACAAUGCUAAAUCCAUCUGAGCUGUACCCAGUGAGCAUUGAGGGAAUCUUCAUGGCAGGCCAUCAGCAGGGAUGUGCAACAUCAUUCAGGCAUUAUAAUGAACUGGGCCUGGUGGGUCGGGUGGUGACCACCCAUUCAAAUUGAGGACCACAAAAACCUGUUGACUGCAUGCUUUUUGGUCAGUGCAUGCAUUGCAGAGUGAAUCUUGAGCAUGAGGAACUGCCUGCUUAAGUGAUGGGGCGGGGCUUGGUGUGUGGGGGAUUGGGAUGUGGCCAAACAAGAGCACUCCAUCAACUCUAGUAAUAAAUUAAAAGUAAAAAGAACUGACCGACAGCAAAGUGGCGUUUCAAAAUAUCGCAGCCUCUUGCAAUAUGGAUUAUCGUGCAGCCCUAGCACCCACCCCCGUACAUUACAGCCAUGCAGCGUGAGCCCUGGCCACAGCUGUGUCUGAUUGUGUGACCAUGGGGAAUCUUGCAGCUGCUCUGUUACUGGUGGAAGGAAGAAGAGAGUACAAUGGCAACUAUUGUAGGGGGGCUGUCGGGUGUAAGCGGUGAGCUCACUCCAUGGCAUCUGCCUCCUUGGCUGGGCUGAGACAGGCUCUGCAGGAAUGGGUAAUGAGCUGACAGCAGUGUCACCGAGGGAGCAGGGAGGUAGAAUCUAUCAAUCUGCUGAGGUACGGCCCAUAAACCAUGAAUCAGAUUUUUAUUUUAUUUUUUUACAACCAACCACUCAGCACCAGGUUAUGAAAUUUGACUGAGUUUUAAUAAGGGUUUGCUGCACCCUGUCCCUGGCUCAGGAGAAUGUUUCUGCUCUGUGACCUCCCCAUGGAGGCUGUUUUCUUUCCUCCUGCCGCUGCUUAAUUGUCCUCAGCUGGUGAACUAAGAUGGCCUAUUGUGGAAUAGGCUAAAAGGGCCGAUGGUAUGUGUUUUCAAUGCACAGAGAGCCAGGCCUAGAUAAACAGGACCGCAGCCGGUGUUGGCUCUCCAGCAAGGGGGUCGAGUCGAUGGUGGAGCGGGGUUACGUGGUCGUGGUUAUUGUUCUACAGCGCUGACGUGUUUCCUGUGCCGUGUUGAUGACAGAUGGGACGUGCGCUCUGCUCAGCUCUCCCCCUCUUGGUUAACCUCCCACAAUGGAACAAACAGAUCAACAGGGGCCGAACUGUGCUCCGUUUGAGUCUCUUUCACACAGAUGGAGCCAUUGAAGUUCAAUAACCAGAGGAUGAACGAGCCAGCCAAAUGAGUCCAUCUUAUGCAACCUCUGCUGCCCCGUUGUCGUCAUGUGUCCACAUGGCUUUAUAUCUCUGAAAGGGGGUUUCAUAACACGAUUAGGCCUAAAUGUUAAUUUAGGCUUCUACUGAUUUUAGGAAACGACCACAUUGAAUAAACAUGGUUUAUUAGUUUUGGCUGAAAGCAAUUACUUAAAAGGAAGCCUCAUUUGUUAAAAAAAAGCACAGUUCAGUCUACAGUAGCUGUUUUUGUAAUGGCACCUCUUGGAUCUGUCAAAUUAUGACGUCAGUGAACUUCAGGUCGGGAAGUCUGAGCUCUAGAAAGUUUCCGAGUUGGAUGACCGUUCAAAACUAUUUUCCCCGGUCGGAUCUUGUUUCUUUCGGAGUUCCCAGUUGUUUUGAACACUGCAUUAGUCUCAGCAGAGAGAGGGUCUGCCUCUCACGGUCCCUGCUCUCUCCUUCCUUUCCUUCGGUGAGGCUGACUAGAGAGAGGGGACACAGUCUUCCACCGGAUGGUGAAACUCGAGUCUCACCGCAUCUGCCUCAGGUACAAGUUCAUGUUGUUCCUAUGACUAGACAAAGUGAAAUAUUCCUCGAUAUUAAAAUAGACAUGACGAGCUGCUAAUAAUAAUAAAAAUGCAGGGCUAUUGAUACUCAUUCAUUGCAACUGCAGCGCGAGUGGAAGUAGAGAAGCAUGUUUUAUGUUUUGUAAUAGUGUUUGAAUAAAGUGUUGACAGUGCUGAAUAAAACUUAGACAUGAACUCGCGCAUAAAAACAGCAGCUCUUUGCUGUGUUCUUUGACAGUCUCUCUGGUCAUGGUUUUAAAAGUUAUGAAAUCUCACGUAGGCUAGUAUCAAACUUUGCUGGGGUUGUGGAAGCUAUUGGUAGGCAUGGUGAUUUGAGCUAUACGAUUGGCCAGCGCAGUAGGCACACUCGAUUUAUCCAGGGAUCUCCCGCUCCGCCGGGUAGGCAGAGUUUGUAUUUUCGGACAAAUGAUAUGGUUCAAAAUGGGAACACUUUGCCUACCGGUGCGCAUGACUUCUGAAUCAAGUGCACUUACCGCCAACAGCGCAACACAGGGGGAAAAAAGGAGCGCAAGCCUUUAUGCCUUUAUCGUUGGCUUUUCUACAGAAAUGUUUGGUGAUGGACUAGGAUGCCUUGAACAUCGAUCGACUGGUUGGUGACCACUGCCUUAGAGCUAUUCAUAACUACAAUAACAAGAAAAUGAGCUUUAAAACGGCCAAAUUCUCUGCACCCCAUGAUAAUGUGUAGAAUUGCAGAAAAUUAGCUUUAAACCUGCUACAUUUUCUCUCCACCAACAAGAGGUGUGUGAACAGUUUGUCAUGAACAGUGCUUGUGCCCAUAGAAAUAGACUGGGUGCGGGAUGUUCCCCAUUGCUGGUUGGGGGGCCUGAGUGAAAACGUUUGGGAACCCCUGCUCUAAGGAAGGACUGAUGCUCUUUGUGUCACAUUUGUCUCGAAGCCUGACCGAAACUUCAGACACUUACCGCUGGGGAAACUCUGUCCCUGAGAUUUGUGUGUGGGUCAUGUGUGAAUGAGUCAUAUGCUGUGUCUUACACUGUCCCCUAUCUCCAUCUCUCUUCCCCCCGCAGUUACUGUGUGUGAGCCUACUGCCAUGUCCACAGCUGUGGUGAUGGACCCCCCCAGGGACGUCAGCUACCUGCGGUCACCCUGUGGCAUCGGGGACAGCGUCGCCUCACUGGAUGACGUCACUGUGGAUUUCAUAGCCAAGUACGUACCUGGAUUGAAACCAUUAUCUGGUCCGAUGGCGUGACGCUUGUUUGGACUGUUGAUCGAAAGGCUCUCGUCACACAGGAAUGAUGCAAUCUGAUAGGGUGCUGGUCAUUGUUUCCUGUCACUGUCUUAACACCUCCACAUCAAAUGACUGCGUACAGAGAUAUUUGACCUACUUCAUCACACAAAGAUGACAGGGCACAUUCCUUACACUUUGUCAUGUCAACAUUGUAAACUGGUUUCGAAAGAAUGUGCUGUCAGUUAACAAGACAGGUUCUUUACCUUCUGACACUGAAAGGCUUCAUCUUAGACAUGGCAGUGGAAUGCAGCAGGACAGGACUGGGAAUCCACUUAACAUUGUUUAUAACGUUUUUCCCCUCAGUGAGUCAUCAGAGGAGGAGUCAGCCGGUGAGAGGGAAGAGGAAAUUGGGGCCAACACUGAGCUCACCAACCACCCCACAGACAUCCCUACUGAACAGCCCACACACACAGAGACUGGUGAGCUGACAUAUACAGACACACAUUUACAUGGCAAACACCACAAGGAGAGCAUUUUAGAAAGGAUGCAAAACAAUGUAGGAAACUGGCUUACAACUGUUAGUGUACACAAACUGGUUCACACACACUCUUGAGGUUGGCACUUGGGUACAGAAGGUAUACCAGUACAUUAAUUGUGAGGUAGACAAAAUUCAUUGUCCCAUUUUUAACUUUGAGGAAAUGGGCCAAAGGGAAGUGAAGUGAGGUCCCAAACUUCCCUUUCCUGUCUCCUCUGGCCAAGAACAUUCAGUCAUCAACAUUCCUAAUGCCCUAAGUAUGAAAACUAUAUUAGGGGGGGCUGGCGUUUAGAAAUCCCCAUCCUAAAGCUAUUCAAAACUUCAAAUGAAUAAAUUAAUUCACAUUUCAAAGUGUUGAGAUUUGUCAGUUUGUCAGUAAACCCUAUGUUGCUCUUAAAUCAGUGGAGCUUUCUCUUCCAUCACAUCCACCUGUAGCAUGAGGAUCUGGCUGAGGCUGGCACCAUGGCCUUGCGCGGCUGUUGAAUAAAGAAGUGUUUGGUCAUAAACAGUCCCCCCCUGAAUUCCCAGGAGGUUCAACCCACAGCUCUGUGCUGUUGACAACACACAGCAACACGGUGCUCUAUGAAAACGGGGUCAGCAUAACACCAGGCCAAAUGAUCCCUAGCUUCUCUGUUGCUAUUUCAGUUUUAUACUUCUUUCAAAAGCUUCAACAUAUUGGAUUAUCUAUAGUUCCAGUCUUAUCAUGGUGACCUUUCAAUUUUUUUUAUUAAGACUGCUAAUAGUACUAGGUGAGUUAGAGCUUCUGUUUCUCUGGCUAACCUAGCAUAGCAGGCGUAAAAUAAAUACCUGAAACUACACUACAUACAGUGGGGGAAAAAAAGUAUUUAGUCAGCCACCAAUUGUGCAAGUUCUCCCACUUAAAAAGAUGAGAGAGGCCUGUAUUUUCAUCAUAGGUACACGUCAACUAUGACAGACAAAAUGAGAAAAAAAUCCAGAAAAUCACAUUGUAGGAUUUUUUAUGAAUUUAUUUGCAAAUUAUGGUGGAAAAUAAGUAUUUGGUCAAUAACAAAAGUUUCUCAAUACUUUGUUAUAUACCCUUUGUUGGCAAUGACACAGGUCAAACGUUUUCUGUAAGUCUUCAAGGUUUUCACACACUGUUGCUGGUAUUUUGGCCCAUUCCUCCAUGCAGAUCUCCUCUAGAGCAGUGACGUUUUGGGGCUUUCAACUCCCUCCAAAGAUUUUCUAUGGGGUUGAGAUCUGGAGACUGGCUAGGCCACUCCAGGACCUUGAAAUGCUUCUUACGAAGCCACUCCUUCGUUGCCCGGGCGGUGUGUUUGGGAUCAUUGUCAUGCUGAAAGACCCAGCCAAGUUUCAUCUUCAAUGCCCUUGCUGAUGGAAGGAGGUUUUCACUCAAUCUCACGAUACAUUCAUUCUUUCCUUUACACGGAUCAGUCGUCCUGGUCCCUUUGCUUAAAAACAGCCCCAAAGCAUGAUGUUUCCACCCCCAUGCUUCACAGUAGGUAUGGUGUGCUUUGGAUGCAACUCAGCAUUAUUUGUCCUCCAAACACGAAGAGUUGAGUUUUUACCAAAAAGUUAUAUUUUGGUUUCAUCUGACCAUAUGACAUUCGCCCAAUCCUCUUCUGGAUCAUCCAAAUGCACUCUAACAAACUUCAGACGGGCCUGGACAUGUACUGGCUUAAGCAGGGGGACACGUCUGGCACUGCAGGAUUUGAGUCCCUGGCGGCGUAGUGUGUUACUGAUGGUAGGCUUUGUUACUUUGGUCCCAGCUCUCUGCAGGUCAUUCACUAGGUCCCCCCGUGUGGUUCUGGGAUUUUUGCUCACCGUUCUUGUGAUCAUUUUGACCCCACGGGGUGAGAUCUUGCGUGGAGCCCCAGAUCUAGGGAGCAUAUCAGUGGUCUUGUAUGUCUUCCAUUUCCUAAUAAUUGCUCCCACAGUUGAUUUCUUCAAACCAAGCUGCUUACCUAUUGCAGAUUCAGUCUUCCCAGCCUGGUGCAGGUCUACAAUUUUGUUUCUGGUGUCCUUUGACAGCUCUUUGGUCUUGGCCAUAGUGGAGUUUGGAGUAUGACUAUUUGAGGUUGUGGACAGGUGUCUUUUAUACUGAUAACAAGUUCAAACAGGUGCCAUUAAUACAGGUAACGAGUGGAGGACAGAGGAGCCUUCAUGAUCUCAUCAUGGUAUGUGUGCGUUCAAAUUGCCAUCAAUAAAAUGCAAUUGUGUUAGUUGUCCGUAGCUUAUGCCUGCCCAUACCAUAACCCCACUGCCACCAUGGGGCGCUCCGUUCACAACAUUGACAUCAGGAAACCGCUCACCCACACAACGCCAUACAAGUGGUCUGCGGUUGUGAGACCGGUUGGAUGUACUCUAAAACAACAUUGGAGGCAGUUUAUGGUAGAGAUGAACAUUCAAUUAUUUGGCAACAGCUCUUAUGGACAUUCCUGCAGUCAGCAUGCCAAUUGCGCGCUCCCUCCGAACUUCAGACAUCUGUGGCAUUGUUGUGUGACACAACUGCAUGUUGUAGUGGCCUUUUUAUUGUCCCCAGCACAAGAUGCACAUGUGUAAGGGUCAUGCUGUUUAAUCAUCUUCUUGAGAUGCCACACCUGUCAUGUGGAUGGAUUAUCUUGGCAAAGGAGAAAUGCUCACUACAUGUUUUGUUUAUAUUUUCAGUGUAGAUUUCCUACAUACUGGUCUUAAGGAAAAGAGACAAAACUGUCGGGAGGGUUCUUCUGCAAUGUAAAACCAAUUCAGUAAAUGUGGAGGAGGAGUUAAGAUGGAACAUCAUCUUGUUAACGUCCAAAAGCGGAAGUCGCUUGACUCGUCACAGGCUCGCUUUCAAUUUCCCCUGAAAACCGGAAUAUCCAUUGAGGAUGUUGAGGACUCUGCAGAGGCUAGUUUCUGGCUAAUGGGCCCCCAUUUUUAAAAUAACUGGCGCUAAUAUUUGUAUUAUGUUUUUUUACAGAAUUAAUUAUUGAACAGGACAGUCUGAUAACUAGCUCUGAGGGGUUCACAGUUCAGUCUCCUGCCCUGUUAGUCCCUACUAGUGGGAGCUCUCCUUGUGCGGCCUGUGUGCCCGGACUCUGUAGGGGCUGCCAAGGCAGUCAUUGGGAUCCCCUGUCUGGCCCUCCCUUGUUUUGUCUGGUGUUGGGCUGAUUGGCGACUCACACUGGGCCUGGUGUGUGUACCGGCAGAGACUGGGGGCCAGGGUCAGCACAACCCACUGCCUCUGGCUCUCCACAAACACUGCAGACAACAGCGGAGCAAACACGAGGACAAACGGCUACUGGGAUUUAAGACCAGAAGUCAGAGCAGCCUCCCUGUCACGAGAAUUUCUAUCUCUAAUUAAACUCAAUGCUUUGAAUAAUUCCCAGAGGGUGUAAGGCUCUGGUUUAAUCAUGAAUUAAACAAGGUCCAGAGUCAGCAAGAAUCAUCAGUAUGUUUAUUCAUGAGAGCUCUGGUGCCCAAACACACACACACAAAGGAACUUAGCUCCGCCCACCUUUAGGCGGCCUGUACAUUUCCACAGUCUAACCCACUCUGUUAGUGGGUUUAUAAUGAUAACCCUAACACAGUUUACACAGUCAUCAGUAUCGGGGUGGAACAAUUUGUCAUUAACCAUAAUUCCUCUCACUCCCUCAUGUCCCUAAAGAGGGUCUAAGCUAAUUUCUGUGAGUGCCUGUGUAAGCAGGAGGCACGCCAUUCAAAGUGAUUGGUUGGACUUCCUCGUGGGGUUUGGGAGCCGUUUGACAGAUUGAUUUGUAUGUGUCUGCAUACUGGGCAUUUACGCCCAUCACCAAUGUUCCUUCUAAGUUGCGGGUGCUCACAAAAUGUGUAUAUUUCUAGCCAUCUUUGAAAAGUGAGUCAGGUAAGAGCUUUUUUAUGUCUUAAAGGGGCAGUGUUUUAUUUUGGGACAGGCUUGACUAAGCUAAGCUGCCAAUUGGCGGAGGGUAGCAUACAGUGAGGGAAAAAAGUAUUUGAUCCCCUGCUGAUUUUGUACGUUUGCCCACUGACAAAUAAAUGAUCAGUCUAUAAUUUGAAUGGUACGUUUAUUUGAGUGAGAGACAGAAUAACAACAAAAAAAUCCAGAAAAACGCAUGUCAAAAAUGUUAUAAAUUGAUUUGGAUUUUAAUGAGGGAAAUAAGUAUUUGACCCCCUCUCAAUCAGAAAGAUUUCUGGCUCCCAGGUGUCUUUUAUACAGGUAACGAGCUGAGAUUAGGAGCACACUCUUAAAGGGAGCCAGAAAUCCACCAUGGCCAAGACCAAAGAGCUCUCCAAGGAUGUCAGGGACUAGAUUGUAGACCUACACAAGGCUGGAAUGGGCUACAAGACCAUCGUCAAGCAGCUGGGUGAGAAGGUGACAACAGUUGGUGAGAUUAUUCGCAAAUGGAAGAAACACAAAAGACCUGUCAAUCUCCCUCGGCCUGGGGCUCCAUGCAAGAUCUUGCAAUGAUCAUGAGAACGGUGAGGAAUCAGCCCAGAACUACACGGGAGGAUCUUGUCAAUCAUCUCAAGGCAGCUGGGACCAUAGUCACCAAGAAAACAAUUGGUAACACACUACGCCGUGAAGGACUGAAAUCCUGCAGCGCCCGCAAGGUCCCCCUGCUCAAGAAAGCACAUAUACAUGCCCGUCUGAAGUUUGCCAAUGAGCAUCUGAAUGAUUCAGAGGAGAACUGGGUGAACGUGUUGUGAUCAGAUGAGACCAAAAUCGAGCUCUUUGGCAUCAACUCAACUCGCCGUGUUUGGAGGAGGAGGAAUGCUGCCUAUGACCCCAAGAACACCAUCCCCACUGUCAAACAAGGAGGUGGAAACAUUAUGCUUUGGGGGUGUUUUUCUGCUAAGGGGACAGGACAACUUCACCGCAUCAAAGGGAUGAUGGACGGGGCCAUGUACCGUCAAAUCUUGGGUGAGAACCUCCUUCCCUCAGCCAGGGCAUUGAAAAUGGGUCGUGGAUGGGUAUUACAGCAUGACAAUGGCCCAAAACACACGGCCAAGGCAACAAAGGAGUGGCUCAAGAAGAAGUACAUUAAGGUCCUGGAGUGGCCUAGCCAGUCUCCAGACCUUAAUCCCACUGACGUUCGAGUUACCAAACAUCAGCCUCAAAACCUUAAUGACUUGGAGAAGAUCUGUAAAGAGGAGUGGGACAAAAUCCCUCCUGAGAUGUAGCCACCAGGUUUGCACACAAGAAACGUCUGACCUCUGAUUGCCAACAAGGGUUUUGCCACCAAGUACUAAGUCAUGUUUUGCAGAGGGGUCAAAUACUUAUUUCCCUCAUUUAAAAUGCAAAUCAAUUUAUAACAUUCAAAUAAACCUACCAUUAAAAUUAUAGACUGAUCAUUUUUGUCAGUGGGCAAACAUACAAAAUCAGCAGGGGAUCAAAUACUUUUUUCACUCAUUGUACAUUUUUAUCUGAUCAAUAAUUAAUGAAUUCUAUUUUGUAAAAUGGUUUCUUGCAUCAAACACAAUACAACAUUUUCUGUCACCUCCUUGUCUGAGUGGCUAAACAGAUUCAUGUCAAGGCCUGCAUUUUUUUCAACCGUCUCAUGGAAUGUAGGCCUACAUUGAACACCACACGUUGGCUGCUGCUGUAGGCUGUAUCAUAGAACCGCUGUUUCAAUGGCUAUUUCCAUAUUCAGAUGUUAUGGGAUGCAUUUUCUCCAUUGUUUUCUCCAUUGCCUACAUCAUGAUCAAAUAGUCACAGUAGCCUACUUGGCCAAUGUUAAAACUAACUCAAAGUGGGUACAGCCUCAGUGUUCACAGUAAACGCAUGCCAGAAGUUGCACAGAAUUUUCACAACUCAGGUUUGCGCUCAGCAGACCUGAAAUUUGCUCAGUGCCGGAAAAAAUUGGAGGGAACAUUGGCCAUCACCAUCACUAAAGUGUCCAGAAAGGGAAAGAAAGCACAUUUUAUCCACUUAAUAUCCCUCUUUUCUGAGGUGCUAUAAAAAGUGAGUCUAGACAAAGCUCACCAAUCAAACACUCCUUUCCUUCUCAAUUGACUUGCCUUGGUAAAAAACUAAAACCCUCUCUCCCUCAGUGAGUGCCCAUCGACCAGACUCCCUGUCCCUGGCGGUGGCUGAGCCAGAGCGGUGGACGUCCAGGGGUGACGGGGAGGUGAAGCUGAGGAUGGGAGAGUCGGGCUUUGCCGCUGAGCCCUCACUUACUGUAGACCAGAUGUUUAAAACUGCAGUGGAGAGGUUUGGCAGCUACACCGCCCUGGGCUGGAAGGAGGGAGAACAGACUAAGACCAUCAACUACAAGGAGUACUACCAGGCCUGCCGCACCGCUGCCAAGAGCUUCCUCAAGGUGAGACUAAACACACAGACCAACUGUACUUAUGGAAAUCAGACCAUAACUGACACUUUACUGCUGUAAAUUUGGAUGCCAGAACAAUGUUGCAAUAGGAAACGAUAAGAUAAUGUUAGGAGUUGAGGGUUCCAUACCGAUAGGAGAUGUAAAGUAUUAUAAAAUACUGGUGCUCAUGUCUCCACAUUUCCAGUCAUAACAAAGGUUUAUAAAUAUCAGUUCCUAAAGUGCAACAAAGAAACAAAGUAUGAGAACAAGUUCUCUGUUGGCAAGGCAACAAUGUAUCCUCAAACCAAAUAUGAAGCCAAGCAGAAGAGAACCACUGUGGAGGAUGUGUGCCCUUUUUAAGAAGGGAGGCUUUGGAUUACUUCCCCUCUAACUGAUCAUAGUCCACCAUCCUAACCUCAGAUCAGUGUGUGUUUUAACCUUGUGGUGGCCGUGUCACUGUCACCAGCAUGCGUAGGGUGAGAUGAAAGGUCAGUGACGUGGGAGGUAGAGGCAGCGUGCUGCUGGGGGCAACCUCUAGAUGCAGGCCAUGCUAGAGUGGGGCGAUAUGGACCAAAAAUCCAUAUUGUGAUAAAUUGCCUGAAUUAAUGCGAUAAUGAUAAAUAGAACGAUACAAUUAUAAUAUUAAUGUGCAACACCGUUUUUUAAUUAUCCUUUAAACUACUAGUUUGUUAAUGGGACAAUUGAUGGCUACAAACAUAAAUCAUAUCUCUAGUAUAGGCUACGUAUCGUGAUGAACGAUAGCCGCGAAAUGCCUGCGAUAAGUGGUCGGUGUCUAAUGUUCGGUUUAUCGUCCCAGCUCUAGGCCACGCUACUGUUUAUUGUGAAACUCCAUACUGUAUACCAGAGUGAGGGCUAGGGCUGGCUCAGGCCCAGGGAAAGCCACACAUCCACAAAUCUCAACCUGACGGCCUCCACUUGGAAGGAGAGGGAGAACAAUAGUGUCUGGGUGAGGGUGUAAGUGCUACUCUGCAUUGACCCACAAACGCAGGCAAACAGCCGUACAUUUCUGGUUGAAGUAUCAUGAUGCUGUAUUUUAUUGCUACUCCUGUUAUGAAAGACUCUAGUCAUUCAAAAAUAAUUUUCUGGCUGUGCCUCAAGCAAGGGUUCAUUUUGUUCAUAUUUGGUUUCGCUUCACCUUCCCCUUUUAUCUGAACUCUUAGAAAAAUUAAUAUAAACAAGCAUUGUAUCCAUUAUGUACCUCUUCUAGGUGGCAAUGUGAGAUCUACAGUUGAAGUCGGAGGUUUACAUACACCUUAGCCAAAUACAUUUAAACUCAGUUUUUCACAAUUCCUGACAUUUAAUCCUAGUAAAAAUUCCCUGUCUUAGGUCAGUUAGGAUCACCACUUUAUUUUAAGAAUGUGAAAUGUCAGAAUAAUAGAGAUUUAUCUCAGCUUUUAUUUCUUUCAUCACAUUCCCAGUUGGUCAGAAGUUUACAUACACUCAAUUAGUAUUUGGUAGCAUUGCCUUUAAAUUGUUUAACUUGGGUCAAACGUUUCGGGUAGCCUUCCACAAGCUUCCCACAAUAAGUUGGGUGAAUCUUGGCCCAUUCCUCCUGACAGAGCUGGUGUAACUGAGUCAGGUUUGUAGGCCUCCUUGCUCGCACAUGCUUUUUCAGUUUUGCCCACACAUUUUCUAUAGGAUUGAGGUCAGGUCUUUGUGAUGGCCACUCCAAUACCUUGACUUUGUUGUCCUUAAGCCAUUUUGCCACAACUUUGGAAGUAUGCUUGGGGUCAUUGUCCAUUUGGAAGACCCAUUUGCGACCAAGCUUCAACUUCCUGACUGAUGUCUUGAUGUUGCUUCAAUAUAUCCACAUAAUUUUCCUUCCUCAUGAUGCCAUCGAUUUUGUGAAGUGCACCAGUCCCUCCUGCAGCAAAGCACCCCCACAGCAUGAUGCUGCCACCCCCGUGCUUCACGGUUGGGAUGGUGUUCUUCUGCUUGCAAGCAGCCCCCUUUAUCCUCCAAACAUAACGAUGGUCUUUAUGGCCAAACAGUUUGAUUUUUGUUUCAUCACACCAGAGGACAUUUCUCCAGAAAGUACGAUCUUUGUCCCCAUGUGCAGUUGCAAAGCGUAGUCUGGCUUUUUUUAUGGCGGUUUUGGAGCAGUGGCUUCUUCCUUGCUGAGCGGCCUUUCAGGUUAUGUCGAUACAGGACUCGUUCUAUUGUGGAUAUAGAUACUUUUGUACCUGUUUCCUCCAGCAUCUUCACAAGGUCUUUUGCUGUUGUUCUGGGAUUUAUUUGCACUUUUCGCACCAAAGUACGUUCAUCUCAAGGAGACAGAACGCAUCUCCUUCCUAAGCGGUAUGAUGGCUGCGUGGUCCCAUGGUGUUUAUACUUGCGUACUAUUGUUUGUACAGAUGAACGUGGUACCUUCAGGCUUUUGGAAAUUGCUCCCAAGGAUGAACCAGACUUGUGGAGGUCUACACAUUUCUUUCUGAGGUCUUGGCUGAUUUUCCUUUGAUUUUCCCAUAAUGUCAAGCAAAGAGGCACUGAGUUUGAAGGUAGGCCUUGAAAUACAUCCAUAGGUACACCUCCAAUUGACUCAAAUGAUGUCAAUUAGCCUAUCAGAAGCAUCUAAAGCCAUGACAUCAUUUUCUGGAAUUUUCCAAGCUGUUUAAAGGCAGUCAACUUUGUAUGUAAACUUCUGACCCACUGGAAUUGUGAUACAGUGAAUUAUAAAUUAAAUAAUCUGUCUCUAAACAAUUGUUGGAAAAAUUACUUGUGUCAUGCACAAAGUAGAUGUCCUAACCGACUUGCCAAAACUAUAGUUUGUUAACAGGAAAUUUGUGGAGUGGUUGAAAAACAAGCAUUAAUGACUCCAACCUAAGUGUAUGUAAACUUCCGACUUCAACUGUAUGUGUACAUCUUUUCUCAUGCUGUGUGUGUGUGUCCACAGCUUGGCUUGGAGCGCUACCAUGGGGUUGGCAUUCUGGGCUUCAACUCUGCUGAGUGGUUCAUAUCUGACAUUGCUGCCAUUCUGGCUGGGUGAGUCUCUCUACACUUCUGUUCACAAGGGGGUCUGACACACUCCCUGUCACUUACACUAGCCCUGUCAUGUGUUCGUGUGAUGUGCAGAAUGUUCCCUGCUCACUGAUCUACUGUAGCCCAGUCUAUAUUGUGUAGGUAAGUAACUUAUGUGACUACUGCCAAAGACCUGAGAUCAAAAUCAGAUCCUAUGUUCUUCGUCACAUGCUUCGUAAACAACAGGUGUGGACUAACAGUGAAAUGCUUACUUACGGGCCCUUCCCAACAAUGCAGAGAGAAAGACAAUAGAGAAAUGAUAGAAGAAAAAAGAACAAACACAUAAUAGUAAUAGAUACACGAGUAACGAUAACUUGGCUAUAUACAGGGGGUACCUAGUCGAUGUGCAGGGUCUUAUGGCUUGGGGGUAGAAGCUGUUCAGGGUACUGUUGGUUCCAGACUUGGUGCAUCGGUAGCGCUUGCCGAGCAGUCGCAAUUGUUUUGUUUUUUUCAUGGUGCACAAGACACCCGUCUGAUUCGCGCCCGUCUCAGUGGACUAAUCCAUUGCGGAGGCCAUGGGGAUGUCACUGUCCAUCACUCUAAGACGUGAUGCUGAAAUUGUAUAUGGUUAUAUUAUGUACAAAUAAUGGUGCAACACUAAUAUCAUUUUAAAUAAUAUUAUUUUAUAACUAAUGCACUUUCUCCCAUGGUUCUGGAACAUAAUCUUCAGUGCGCCGUAGAAUUGGCCGCCUUUCCCUAUAUUGCUAUGUGCAUAAUAGAAAAGUUAACCAGCCUCUUGGGAUUGAGAAAAAGGUGGCGGAGGCAGCAGCAGCAGAGAUGAGGAAACAGCCCUUGCCUUAGCCUAAUUGUCCAAGAAAAUUGAGGAGAGCGUAAACCCCAACUUAAUUAGGACUAUAGUCAAUAGCCUGACAGUUAAAUGUGCCUGGCUUAAUUUAUAUAUAUAUAUAUAUAAUCUACAGCAAUAAGACAGAUCUUGCUUCUGUUGAGUGUUUGUUUAAUAGCCUACUGAUUCCGUGAGCACCAAGCCUCAUGCAACAGCAAAAUGUCGGAUAAAGCAAUUUCACAGAUUCGUCUGUUUUUUAUCUUUGCUAUGCUGUAAUAAAGGCUUUACAAAAGUUUUCAUUAGAACAGACUGGUAUUACUUAUAAUUUAUUUAGUGUUUACACUGUUCCAAACAGGCAGAAAAAUAAUAUUGUAAUCUAACAAAAUAUGCACUCAGCUCUCACUCCUAUACCCUCCCUUUUCUUGAGCUCCUUAUUGUUAUUAUUAUUAUUGUCAUUAUAAUAAUGAGUAAUGUCGUUAUCAUUCGUAGGCUUUGUGUAGUAGCUUUGUAUAGUAGCCUUGUAUAACCACCAUCGAGCUGUAGGCCUAAGAGAGCGUCAUGUUUAGUCUUAAUACCGUAACUUACUUAGGCCUAUAUUUCAAUAUAUAGGCUACUGUAUCAAUCAAUCAUUCAUGCUUUGAAAUGCAAUCAAGCAUUUUAGUUUUAAAAUUAAAUAACAAAGGGAGCUUUGAAUAAUUAGUCUAAACCAGGGGUGUCAAACUCAUUUUAGCUCAGGGGCCACAUGGAGGAAAAUCUAUUCCCAAGUGGGCCGGACCGGAAAAAUCAUGGUGUGUGUGUGUAUAUAUCUUAAAAACAACAACUUCAGAUUGUUUUCUUUGUUUUAUUACGAUCAACAUACAACAUAAAGCUGGAGCCUGAGGACAGUGUGUCCAAAAUAGUACAAGCACAACAUCACUAUUAAUCAUAAAACACGUCAAGUUUAUUUGAAAAUUCUAAAGAAAAAGAACACACAAACACACAAUGCCUCAGUGAUUAACAGAACUGUUUCACAGAUCACAGAACUAUAUCAGGGUGUCAUUUCUCAGGCAGAAAUGUAGAUAAAAAGAAUGAAAUCCUGUUCCCCAAACAAGUGCAAGAACCACAGAGUCAAGAAUAGGUUAAAUAUACAAAUAAAAUCAAUUAAAAACAAUAGUACAUCAACAUAAAAACAUAUAAACAUAAAUCUGAAAGCGUUGCUCAAACUCCCGUAACAGUCCCGUUAUUUUAUCUUUGAACCGCUUCAUGUCUGCCACAUGUUGGGUCGCGCACACAUUUUUCAGACAGGGGAAGUGAGCUGCAUCACCACCGGCAAGUUGCGUCUCCCACAAUGACAGCUUCAACUUGAAAGAACGUAUGCUGUCAUAAUACUGCGUGACAACUUUGUUGCGCCCUUGCAGCUGUUUGUUCAAGUUAUUCAGGUGCUCUGUAACAUCCACCAUAAAUGCAAGGUCCUGCAUCCAUUCUGCGGAAUGAAAUUCUAACACUGGUUUGCCCUUUUCUUCCAUGAACUGUUCAAUUUCUUCUCGUAAAUCAAAGAAACGCCUCAGCACAGCACCUCGGCUUAACCAUCUUACCUCAGUGUGGUAUGGCAGGCCAUAGAUGUGGUCUUUCUCUCUGAGAAGGCUGUCAAACCGACGGUGAUUCAGGCUUCUGGAUCGGAUGAAAUUAACAGUUUGGAUGACCACCUUCAUGACGCUGUCCAUCUUUAAUGACUUGCAACACAAAGCCUCCUGGUGCAAAAUACAGUGAAAAGUCAAAAAAUCACGUCCUCCAUUUGCAGAUUGCACUUUCUCUCUGAACUUUGUCACAACGCCUGCUUUUUUCCCGAUCAUUGAGGGCGCACCAUCUGUAGCCAGGCUGACAGCACGGGACCAGUCCACUCCGACCCUGUCCAGCGCGCCGACGAGUGCGGUAACAAUAUCAGCUGCUGUCGUUGUAUCUGUCAUCGGCACCAACUCCACGAACUCCUCGGUGACGGUCAAUGUGUCAUCAACUCCGCGGAUGAAAAUGGCCAGUUGUGCAACAUCUGUAAUGUCCGUGCUUUCAUCAAUUGCAACCGAAAACGCAAUAAAUGACUUUACUUUUUGCUUCAACUGGCUGUCCAAAUCCACUGAAAGAUCGGAAAUCCUGUCUGCAACUGUGUUUCUUGUCAGGCUGAUAUUUGCAAAAGCCUGCCGCUUUUCAGGGCACACAAUCUCCGCUGCCUUCAUCAUGCAUGUUUUUACAAAUUCACCCUCACUAAAUGGUUUUGAAGCCACUGCGAUUUCAUUAGCAAUGAGGUAGCUAGCUUUCACUGCAGCGUCACUGAUGUCUCGGCUGUGAGUAAACGCAGACUGCUGUUUCUUCAGACCCGCCAACAGUUCAUUCACCUUCUCUCAUCUCCGCUGUCCUUGAAAGUUGUCAUAUUUGUCGGCAUGAAGACUCACAUAGUGGCGACGAAGGUUAUAUUCUUUCAGCACUGCAACAUGCUCUGAACACACCAAACAUACAGCUUUCCCAUUCAAUUCCGUGAAUAAAUAGGAUGACCAUUUUUCUUGGAACACUCUGCACUCUGCGUCCACUUUUCUCUUUUUUGACAGACAUAUUGGGUUAAUGAGGGUGCCAAAGCACAUAAUGUUAAAAGUAGAAGCCGUAAUAAAUAUCGCGGGCAAAACAAAGUAGCUCAUUGGCUGCACGUGCUUGACCUACUUGCUCUGCCCCGGUAUAAACAGUUUGCUUGCUUAACACAAUUGCUAUUGCGCCAUCCAGUGGACGCAAUUGGAACAGCAGUUUAUUUUAUUGAGAAAUUGCAGCGCAUUUUUAUACUUUACAAAAUUAAUAUAUAUAUAUAUAUUUUUUAUAUAUAUUUUUUUUAAUCAUCUCGCGUGCCGGAUUAAACCCGUUUGCGGGCCUGGUCUAAACAAUAAAUAAACCGCAAUUCACAAAUGCAUGCAACUGUUUUUAGUCUGCUGUAAUACAGGCUUUUUCUUUCGUUAGAACAGACUCUGGUACAUUUAUUUAGUGAAGAAUAAUAUUGUAAUCUAUCAGCAACUGUUUGGCACACACAAUACUCACGCAACGCUUGCUCCUAUAUGCUCCUUUUUCUUGAUCUCCAGUAGUUUCCACAACUACGUCAAAUGUCUUCCACAGAUCUGACUUCCCCUUUCCCUCCUGAGCAACCAGUAAACAUUUGCCUGUUUCAAUAAAAAAAAAAAAUUACGUCCUCCGCAUCCAUUUUGCUGUCACGUGUUCGCAGUUUGUUAUAACCAAUUUAUUGAUGCGAUUAUGAUAGGCUGUAGGUCAGGCCCUAUUGGUCACAGAGCAUAUGAGCGGAGUGGAGCGUGAGCGAGCGUGGAGCGUGAGCGGACGGAUUUUGAAUAGAGCGCAGAGCGGCAUUUUUAAAAGGACGGAGCGUCGCCCUAUGUCCCGCUCCAAUUUCGCUCGCUCACACCACGAGUCUGAAGCAUGCUCAAGCCUGACCCAGAAUCUUAUAGAGCGAGAGGAGCAGCAGCAGCAACAAGAGUAAAGGGUUGAGGAAUUCAAAAGUUUAUUCACUGCACGCAAAGGCCCAACCAUAACAAGGGAGAGAAAAAGAGAGCUGGAUGUAGCAUUUUUUAAACGAUUUUCAUGGACUUUGAACCGCUGAGUAAAGGAGAACGUGAAGGGAUGCAACACUUCGCCAGCGCAGCUCAACUGGGCUACACCCCCCCAAGAAACUGAUAAAUCAGUACUUUACUUUGUCAAAUUUACAUCUGAGAUGCCCCAUUCACAUGCUUCAGCUGGCGAUCAAAAACGCUGUUAACGAGCACGACAACAUUAAUAGGCUGUUAGUGAAAGUCGGGCACCUGGUGAAAAGUGUACGCAAGAGCACAGAGGAGACCGACCAAUUAGGUGUCCGACCCACAAAUGCCUGCGCCAUUCGAUGGAGCAGCCAGCUGCGGAUGAUUCAGUCGUUCAUCCGGUUGUUCCAAAAAGACCCGUUAUGGCAAAACAAACUCAAGUCUAAUGUUGCUAACAUCACCCUGAAUCAAGUACGGCAGCUGACGCACCUUGUCAGUGUGCUGACACCACUAGCAGACCUCACAGACAAAAUGCAGAAGGAGCUGGGGAACCUGGGGAUGAUCCUCCCUGCUGUCACAGAAAUCAAAUCCCUGCUCACCGAUUACACUCACGCUGCACUUCCAAUGGGCAUCGCUGCUUUUGCAGAAACAUUGGCAAACAACGUGUGAAUUCGCUAUGGAAUAUACUAUACUGAUUAACAUCUCAUUUUAGCGUCAGUGUUAGAUCCCCGUUUCAAGACGGAAUGGAUAAUCCGAGAUGAGUCUGUAUGCAACAAAUUCGGGGAGAUAAAGUAAGGCUGUGGUUUUAAGCUAAAAGUGAAAUACAUGCAGAUUUUGUUCCUUUUUUGGAGUGAGCGGGGGCGAUUUGAGUGGAGCGCGAUGCAAACUGCGUUGAGCGCUGAGCGAUAAUGAGCGGACUGGCCUGAUGUGGCUUUGAGCGGGGGGAGCGGAGGGGUGAACAGCUCCGUGAGCGAGGAGCUGAGAUUCUCACCGCUCCACUCCGCUCAUAUGCUCUGAUUGGUCACAUGCAUGCAACGCUUACAUGUUUCACAAAGAGAGCAAGGGUUGAGGGAAUAGGGAAUGUUUUUCCUAAACAAAUGAGGGAUUUUAGUAACGGAACUUUUCAGUCAAACAAGUAAGAAACGAAAUGGAGGAAAUUAUGUUGCAGCUUCAGCACGGACAGCGCAAUAAACACUUGCUGUGGUGCCUUUUCGCUGCAGGAGAGGCGCAGCCGGAAAUUAUACUGAACAAAAAUAUAAACGCAAAAAUGUCAAAGAUUUUACUUGCGUUACUGUUCAUAUAAGGAAAUCAGUCAAUUGAAGUACAUUCAUUAGGCCCUAAUCAAUGGAUUUCACAUGACUGGGAAUACAGAUAUGCAUCCGUUGGUCACCUUGAAAGAAAAAAAAUUGGCCUCAGGAUCUCAUCACGGUAUCUCUGUGCGUUCAAAUUGCCAUCGAUAAAAUGCAAUUGUGUUCGUUGUCAUAGCUUAUGCCUGCCCAUACCAUAACCACACCGCCACCAUGGGGCACUCUGUUCACAACAUUGACAUCAGCAAACCGCUCGCCCACACAACACCGUACAAGUGGUCUGCGGUUGUGAGGCCGGUUGGACGUACUGUCAAAUUCUCUAAAAUGACAGAGGCGGCUUAUGGUAGAGAAAUUAACAUUCAAUUUCCUGGCAACAGCUCUGGUGGACAGUCCUGCAGUCAGCAUGCCAAUUGCAGGCUCCCUCAACUUGAGACAUCUGUGGCAUUGUGUUGUGACAAAACUGCACAUUUUAGUGGCCUUUUAUUGUCCCCAGCACAAGGUGCACCUGUGUAAUGAUCAUGCUGUUUAAUCAUCUUCUUAAUAUGCCACACCUGUCAGGUGGAUGGAUUAUCUUGGCUAAGAAGAAAUGCUCACUGACAUGGAUUUUAAACAAAUUUGUGCACAAAAUUUGAGAGAAAUGAGCUUUUUGUGCAUAUGGAAUAUUUCUGGGACCUUUUAUUUCAGAUCAUGAAACAUGUUACGAACUUCCCUCUUGCACCCAUUUCAGCAAAUGGGUAGUACCUGCUCAAUAUAAGCAACCAAUUCCAAAGUUUCCAAUGAAUUGGCCAAUGCACCCUGUUGCGCUUACUUAACUCGUGGCGGCCCAUCACAUUACCUCAGAGUUGGAGAUGUACCGCGCGACAGACCCCCCCCUUAUGAGAGUCACAAGUAUGAAUCUGGCACUGAAGAAGGCAGUGUCAUGGUGCGUUCGUAGCUAAAUGCAACAACAAAACAUUAUUUAUAAAAAGCAAUUCAUUUCAUGUGUUUUUUUUAACGCUCUAUAAUUUGUUUACAAGCAUGAUGGCUGUACUUUUAGUUUACGCUUGACACGGCUUGUUGGCCAUUAGCCAAUCGGCGUUUCUCAACAAGUUCAAAUCCCAUGAAUGCGUCCAACUGGUAUUUACGACUUCGCAACUGGUAAAUUCCCACCUCCUUACAAACGUAGCAUCAGAGUGGAAACUUGAGGCCCAACAUAACAAUCUGAUAAACAACAGACAAUGCAAGGUACAUUGUGAAUGCUGAACAUUGUGAAUGGCAUUUUAAUUUUCUCCAAAACCGCAAUACGUACCGAACCGCAGGUUUGGUGAACCGUAACACCCCUAGUACAGACUGUUACAAUUACUGACUGUUCUGGAUGGAUUAACAAUGCUGUGACUCCUCACAUCUUGCAUUGUUCUUUCAUGAUGAGCAUAACUUUAUGAAAUACAUACUUACCUAGCAGAGUUGCCAAACCUGUCUGUGGGAAAGGAAUCUUGAGUUUCAUGGAACAUAAAGGCAACAUGACUCACUGUUGUCUUGUGUUGCCAGUGGGUUUGCAGUGGGUAUCUACACCACCAACUCCCCAGAGGCGUGCCAGUACUUAGCAGAGAACUGCAAGGCCAACAUUGUCGUGGUGGAGAACCACAAACAGCUGCAGAAGAUCCUACAGGUAAGCACAGAGGAUGGAGAGCUUUGGAUUUGAUUAGAUUCAUCAAUACAUCAGGGAUACCUUCAACCUUUUUUUUUAAAACCUUAAUCGGUGUAUUCCUCAACUGCUGAUAACUAUUCUCUAUCCUCUAGGUUCAAGACAAGCUGCCACACCUGAAAGCCAUUAUCCAGUACAAAGAUUCACUUAAAGAGAAGAGACCAAACCUCUACACGGUAUGAAUGUCAAACUAUUUAAUUUAAUUUGAACAUUUAGAAGUUGGAUCAAUGCCUUCUGUGUCUUUAGAAGUGUUCAUAACGCACUACAGUUCCUGCAGGUUUGUAUGAAAAAUGUAUGCACUCACUAACUGUAAGUCGCUCUGGAUAAGAGCGUCUGCUAAAUGACUAAAAUGUAAAUGUAAAAUGUUUGUGUCCCCCCACUGUAUCCUGAAUGUAUCUUGUAUUCUCUGUACAGUGGGCGGAGUUUAUGGAGCUGGGCCGUGAUGAGUCCAACAUUCAGCUGGAUAACAUCAUCGCUACCCAGAAACCCAACCAGUGCUGCACACUGAUCUACACAUCAGGGACCACGGGCCAGCCCAAAGGAGUGAUGCUCAGCCAUGACAAUGUGAGUGACACCCACCAGUAACAUUAGACUGCCAGGUGGUGAAGGUGGGCAACAGCACCUCUGCUACGCUGAUCCUCAACACAGGGGGCCCCACAAGGGUAUGUGUUCAGCCCCCUCCUGUACUCCCUGUUCACCCAUGACUGUGUGGCCACACGUCUCCAACUGAACCAUUAAGUUUGCAGACGACACAAGUGGUAGGCCUGAAUACCAACAACGACGAGACAGCCUACAGGGAGGGGGUGAGGGCCCAGGCGGAGUGGUGCCAGGAAAAUAACCUCUCCCUCAACAUCAACAAAACGAAGGAGCUGAUCGUGGACUUCAGGAGACCGCUGAGGGAGCACUUCCACAUCGACAGGGCCGCAAUGGAGAGGGCGAAAAGCUUAAAGUUCCUCUGCGUGCACAUCACUGACAACCUGAAAUGGUCCAUACAGUGUGGUGAAGAAUGCGCAACAGCGCCUCUUCAACCUCUGGAGGCUGAAGAAAUGUGUCUUGGCCCCUAAGACCCUCACAAACUUCUACAGAUGUACCAUUGAGAGCAUCCUGUCGGGCUGUAUCACCACCUGGUACGGCAACAUCACCGUCCGCAACCGCAGUGCUUUCCAGAGGGUGGUGCAGUCAGCCCAACGCAUCAACUGGGGCACAGUGCCUGCCCUCCAGGACAUCUACAGCACCCGGUGUCACAGGAAUGCCAGUAAGAUCGUCAAGGACCUCAGCCACCCAAGCCAUGGCCUGUUCACCCCGCUAACAUCUAGAAGGUGAAGACGGUACAGGUGCAUCAAAGCUGGGACCAAGAAACUGAAAAACGGCUUCUCGCUCCAGGCCAUCAGACUGUUAGUCACCACUAGCCGGCCUCCGCCCUGUUUUACCCACUUUAUAUGUACAGUUGAAGUCAGAAGUUUACAUACACCUUAGCCAAAUACAUUUAAACUCAGUUUUUCACAAUUCCUGACAUUUAAUCCUAGUAAAAAUUCCCUGUCUUAGGUCAGUUAGGAUCACCACUUUUAUUUUAAGAAUGUGAAAUGUCAGAAUAAUAGUAGAUUUCUUUCAGCUUUUAUUUAUUUCAUCACAUUCCCAGUGGGUCAGAAGUUUACAUACACUCAAUUAGUAUUUUGUAGCAUUGCCUUUAAAUUGUUUAACUUGGGUCAAACGUUUUGGGUAGCCUUCCACAAGCUUCCCACAAUAAGUUGGGUGAAUUUUGACCCAUUCCUCCUGACAGAGCUGGUGUAACUGAGUCAGGUUUGUAGGCCUCCUUGCUCGCACACGCCUUUUCAGUUCUGCCCACACAUUUUCUAUAGGAUUGAGGUCAGGGCUUUGUGAUGGCCACUCCAAUACCUUGACUUUGUUGUCCUUAAGCCAUUUUGCCACAACUUUGGAAGAAUGCUUGGGGUCAUUGUCCAUUUGGAAGACCCAUUUGCGACCAAGCUUCAACUUCCUGACUGAUGUCUUGAUGUUGCUUCAAUAUAUCCACAUCAUUUUCCUUCCUCAUGAUGCCAUCUAUUUUGUGAAGUGCACCAGUCCUUCCUGCAGCAAAGCACCACCACAGCAUGAUGCUGCCACCCCCGUGCUUCACGGUUGGGAUGGUGUUCUUCGGCUUGCAAGCAGCCCCCUUUUUCCUCCAAACAUAACGAUGGUCAUUAUGGCCAAACAGUUCUGUUUUUGUUUCAUCAGACCAGAGGACAUUUCUCCAAAAAGUACGAUCUUUGUCCCCAUGUGCAGUUGCAAACCGUAGUCUGGCUUUUUUAAUGGCGGUUUUGGAGCAGUGGCUUCUUCCUUGCUGAGCGGCCUUUCAGGUUAUGUCAAUAUAGGACUCGUUUUACUGUGGAUAUAGAUACUUUUGUACCUGUUUCCUCCAGCAUCUUCACAAGGUCCUUUGUUGUUCUGGGAUUGAUUUGCACGUUUCGCACCAAAGUACGUUCAUCUCUAGGAGACAGAACGCGUCUCCUUCCUGAGCGGUAUGACUGCUGCGUGGUCCCAUGGUGUUUAUACUUACGUACUAUUGUUUGUACAGAUGAACGUGGUACCUUCAGGCGCAAGGAUGAACCAGACUUGUGGAGGUCUACAAUAUUUUUCUUGAGGUUUUGGCUGAUUUCUUUUGAUUUUUCCCAUGAUGUCAAGCAAAGAGGCACUGAGUUUGAAGGUAGGCCUUGAAAUACAUCCACAGGUAAACCUCCAAUUGACUCAAAUGGUCAAUUAGCCUAUCAGAAGCUUCUAAAGCCAUGACACCAUUUUCUGGAAUUUUCCAAGCUGUUUUAAGGCACAGUCAACUUAGUGUAUGUAAACUUCUGACCCACUGGAAUUGUGAUACAAUUGUUGGAAAAAUUACUUGUCAUGCACAAAGUAGAUGUCCUAACCGACUUUCCAAAACUAUAGUUUGUUAACAAGAAAUUUGUGGAGUGGUUGAAAAACGAGUUUUAAUGACUCCAACCUAAGUGUAUGUAAACUUCCGACUUCAACUCUAUAUACUGUAUUCUAGUCAUGGCUCAUCCUAUAUAACUACUGCUGUACACACUUUUUCUAUCCAUAAACUGUCCAUAAUGUCUGUAUACGCCAUCAUAUACAUAUUUAUAUUUUGGACUGACAUUGCGCGUUCUAAUAUUUCUGUAUUUCUUAAUUCCUUUUUAAUGUUUUUGAUUUGAGUGUAUUGUUAGGUGUUACUGCACUGUUGGAGCUAGGAAUAUAAGCAUUUCGUUACACCCACGAUAACGUCUGCAAAAUGUGAUUUUAGUCUUUGGCUGCACAUUUGUAAAGAUCUAUGAGAAUGAUACACUAUCAGAAUGAUGUAAACGUAUCAAAAUGUAGCCUCAUAUCUAUUCAAAAUCCACCUUUUGGUCCGAGUUUACUUGUGAAUGACCGGUGUUGUAAUGACUGUCUCUCUCUCUGUAGCUGACAUGGACAGCGUUCGCCGUAGGCCGCCAUGUCCGGCUGACAGAAGCCACCAAGUCUCAGGAGAUAGUUGUCAGCUACCUGCCCCUCAGCCACAUCGCUGCUCAAAUGGUGGACAUCUGGGUCACCAUGAAGGUCGGAGGGGCAACCUAUUUUGCCCAGCCAGACGCACUGAAGGUGAGGGUCUAUUCUCAUUUAAAAGAGGACCUUUUCCAGUUUCUCCAUGUGACUGAGAAGAUUGUCAUGCAGUCCGUUACUCCCCCUUGUUCUCUCCCUCAUUUUAGAUUCAACCUAGUGUGUAAUCCAGUAAAGGGAUGCAGAUUAAGUUAAAUUGAUACCCUGAGGGGGACACGUACUCACACAAGACUACUCUUUGUUUUCGCCAUUGAUCAGUUCAUUAGUGCAGUGUUUCCCAACUCCAGUCCUCGAGUAACCCCCAAUAGCCCACAUUUUUGUUGUAGCCCCGGACAAAAACACCUGAUUCAACUUGUCAAGGGCUUGAUGAUUAGUUGGCACGUAGAAUCAGGAGUGCUUGUCUGGGGUCACAACAAAAAAUAUGUGCUAUUGGGAGUAUUCUAGGACUGACGUUGGGAAACACUGCAUUAGUGUAUCUGCUCUCUGUAAAAAGGGUUCUCUUCCCAAAAUAAGCAUCAGCUUUACUAAAUGCAUCAUGUUGCAAACGCUUUUGAACAGUUGAACUGUCUUUCUCAAUAUGCUAGUGUCAGUAUUACUUCGCGCGCGCACACUCUUUGUGCUUACAAACCCCUUUAGUGUGAAUGCCUCCCUUCCUAUCUCUUCUCAGGGCUCCCUGGUUAACACGAUGAGAGAGGUGCGUCCCACAGCCUUUAUGGGCGUACCACGCGUCUGGGAGAAGAUGCAGGAGAAGAUGAAGUCCAUCGGGGCCAAGUCGUCCACCGUGCGCAGGAAGGUGGCAGUCUGGGCCAAAGGAGUGGGGCUGCAGACUAACCUCAGGAAGAUGAACCAGUAUGUAUUACUAAUGGAGCCUAUUGAGUAGGGUGAGGGGGAUCUGUGUUCUAAUUGACCUGUUGCACCACCUGUGGUUCUGACUUCUUCUUAGCGUUUUUAAUUUUUUUAAGUAAUACUACAGUCACAAACAUGACAGAACAGGAUGAGUAGUUUUCAUGCCCACGCACAGUUUAAUAAUGCUUGCACAGUAUGUACAGUAGUGAACUACAGCCUGGGGUAUAAAGAUAUAUAGUAGACAUGUUCUGAUGUUGUAUUAAACUUCUGCUUCCCCUCCUGCCUGCUCAGGAAUGGCGCAAUGACAAGGACGCCCAUGAACUACCGCCUAGCCAAGAAGCUGGUGUUCAGAAAGGUCCGUAAGGCCCUGGGCCUAGACCGCUGCACCAAGUGUUACACGGGCGCCGCCCCCAUCACCAAGGAUACCCUGGAGUUCUUCCUCAGCCUGGACAUUCCAGUGUUAGAGCUGUAUGGAAUGAGUGAGAGCACUGGGCCUCACACCAUCUCUCUGCCUGACCAAUUCCGCCUCACCAGGUAACUUACAGCAUAUACUCUCCACACUCCCCUGAACACACAAUGCCUGACAUGACAUAUUUCCAUGCUCACUCAAGACAAAUUCAUUCGAACAGGCUCAGGCACAUGCAUACAUCGGCUUUUAGCAAGUGUAUUUGCUGUCGAUUUACUGUAUAUUCUUCAUGUAUGUGAUUUAAGAACUGCAAAGUUAAAGUGUUUUGUCUCCCCAGCGUUGGGAAGUUGAUCCCUGGCUGUGAGACUAAGAUCCACAGUCCUGACCAGGAGGGCAAUGGGGAGAUCUGCUUCUGGGGGCGCCACGUCUUCAUGGGCUACCUAAACCAGGCUGACAAGACAGAGGACGCCCUGGACGCUGAGGGCUGGCUGCACUCUGGAGACCUGGGCAAACACGACGACAACGGCUUCCUGUUCAUCACCGGACGCAUCAAAGGUACGCAGUCUUCUCUACACACUAUUAACCCCCCCCCCCCCCCCCCCAAAAAAAAUAAAAUGAAACCUAGGCCAAUCAUCAGAUUCCAGCUUUAAACGGAACAGACUGAAGUUAGUUGAAAGCCUCAGUUAGUUGAUGGAAGAUGGAAUUUUGUCUGGUUCCACAAGUUUGAAUUAUCGUAAUUAAAAUGUCAGAUUCAAUGUGUGUUUCCAGAGCUGAUCAUCACAGCGGGUGGAGAGAACAUCCCUCCAGUGCCAAUCGAAGAUGCUGUGAAGGAGGCUGUGUCGCUGGUUAGCAACGCCAUGCUCAUUGGAGACAAGAGGAAGUUCCUUGCCAUGCUGCUCACCAUUAAGGUAUGACCAGUUAGCUACAGUAUUGUUGGUGUAAAACCAAAUCCCCAUCCCAACUCAUACCCCAUUUAAUUCAAGAAAGGUCAUCUUUCUUCUAAAUUCUGACAACCUUUUUAUUUAGAACAAGGAUGUUAUAAAAUCCUUUAGAUUGUGUAACAUCCUUUAGAUGGCUAUCUAUUGCAGCCACUUCAAGAGUAUCUGUUAGUUGAGAAAUACCAUGUGUAAUCAGAUGCAGCCUCUUGAGAUUGCACAGUGCUGUGUAAACUGCUUAUCAUGUAAUCAUAGGAUGAGGCAAGACAUCAUAGUGGAUUAUAAUAUUUGAGCAAAAUCACAAUUCCUCUUUAUUGUAAGGCAUGCAAUUCAACUUCUGCUCGACCACUUCCACCUGGUGGGCAUUUUGCAAACUGCCAUUCUUUAUGGUAUCAUUGUCAGUUAACCCUUGGCCUACAAUGGUCGCACCCCCAUGGAAAUCGAAUUAACAUAAUACAAAAAUCCCUAUUAAAAAUCUCAGUUUAAGCUAGAGCUGUUUUUUGCAUGGACUGCAUCUCAAUCCUCCGAUAUUGCCCAUCCACAUCUGCGGUGAAAGGUGGCAAAGCUAGAGCGGUGUUUGUCAGACCAUGAGACCUCACAAACGUCUGAACGGUUUGGCCUACAAACUAUAAUGACCUCUCCUUUGAAAGCUGAGACUCUCACAAACACGAUAGGACAGACACUUCAGAACAAACUUCCUUCAGAUUUAUUUUGGGGGGAGUAUCUGAUGUAGUGAAUCUGUUAUUCAAUAUGUUUCUAUUGGCAAAUAGCAGUAAUGCCAAAUUCAAUGUUUCAUCCAAUAAUUUUGUUAUAUAUAUUUUUUUGAUACCUUAAGGGGUCUUAAAAUUCAAAAUCAAAUAGCUAAAUGAUCCUUGGUAUGACCAUCUUAAAACAAUUCCAUAUGUUUAGAAGGCUUAGACAGGGCUUAGACUCUAGAGGGUUAAUGGCAUUGAUUAAUGAAACAGAGAAAUUAUCCAUGCACAAAACAGCCUUCUAGGAAAAUGCAUAUGUCGUUAUUUUAUCUCCUUCCUGACUAAAACUACAUUUGUCUCUUUUACCCCUCAGUGCCAGGUGAACGGUGACACUGGUGCUCCUGAGGAUGAGUUGACGCCAGAGGCUGUAGAGCUGUGCCAGAAGCUGGGCAGCAACGCCACGCGAGUCUCCGAGAUUGCCGGCGGACGUGACCGGGUCAUCCAUGCCGCUAUCCAGGAGGGCAUCAACCGCGUGAACGAGAACGCCACCUCCAAUGCCCAGCGCAUCCAGAAGUGGACCAUCCUAGACCAGGACUUCUCCAUCACCGGGGGAGAGCUGGGUAAGUGGGGGGGGGGGGCAGGCGGGCCCUGGGGUGGACAGUGUACAUGUUGGUUUAGUGCCAUGUUCUUAACUGCUGGAUGUUGUUUUUCUAGGUCAUUACAUAGACUGGACUCUAUUUUCCAUAAUGUUCCUCAUUUCAUUUCCAUAAAUUAGAUGUAUAUGGCACAUUUCAAUAGAAUUGUUUUUGUUGCCCUUUCCUCAGUCUAUUGCAGACCAUGUCGUCACUCAGUAGUUUUCACCACCUAUCCAGUGGCGGGUGUUGAUGAUCAUAACAGCAGGAUAUACACUGAGUGUACAAAACAUUAGGAAUACCUGCUCUUUCCAUGACAGACUGACCAGGUGAAUCCUGGUGAAAGCUAUGAUCCCUUAUUAAUGUCACUUGUUAAAUCCACUUCAAUCAGUGUAGAUAAAGGGGAGGAAACCGGUUAAAGAAGGGUUUUAAGCCUUGAGACAAUUGAGACAUGGAUUGUGUAUGUGUGCCAUUCAGAGGGUGAAUGGGCAAGACAACAUUUUAAAGUGCUUUGAAAGGGGUAUGGUAGUAGGUGCCAGGCGCACCGGUUUGAGUGUGUCAAGAAUUGUAACGUUGUAGGGUUUUUCACUCAAGUUUCCCGUGUGUAUCAAGGAUGGUCCACCAGCUGUGGGAAGCAUUGGAGUCAACAUGAGCCGGCAUCCUUGUGGAACACUUUCGACACCUUGUAGAGUCCAUGCCCCGACGAAUUGAGGCUGUUCUGAGGGCAAAAGGGGGUGCAACUGAAUAUUAGGAAGGUGCUCCUAAUGUUUUGUACACUCAGUGUAUAGCUGAUGCAGUCUCUUUCUCUCUCUCUCUCAGGCCCCACUAUGAAGCUGAAGAGGCCAGUGGUCAUGAAGAUGUACAAAGAACAAGUAGAUAAUUUCUACAAAGAGGUGGUGACCCCAAGCACUCCUGACAACCCCCUUCCCCCCAAA